Messenger RNA from Lytechinus variegatus (green sea urchin), 1049 nucleotides. RefSeq lists its product as uncharacterized. The transcript has 8 exons. Bases 182 to 1015 code for a protein of 277 amino acids. NCBI's taxonomy places the organism in Eukaryota, Metazoa, Echinodermata, Echinoidea, Temnopleuroida, Toxopneustidae. The record is from RefSeq and is a predicted model, not a curated record.
AAUUCAUGUAUAUAGAUGUUGUAUAGACACGGCUUAUCUGUAUACUCGCCAUCUUGAAUAUAUUGCAAAUCAGGCACCUGUUUUUCCCGGAGGGUGUUUUGUUGAUUAAAGGUUCUGAAUUAUAUACCAAACAGGGCGAUUUUUCCAGAAUUAGAAAGUCAAUCAAGCUUAACUAAGGAGAAUGCAAAAGGAGAUGCCCCCUCCUGCCUACGCGGCACAUCCGCCGCAGUAUGGGCACCCAUCGACCCACUAUGGGCAGCCCCCGCCAGUGAUCACCGCCCCUCAACCGGGUUAUUACCCCUACCCCGCUCCUAAUAACAACAUGACGAUGAACAACACAGUCACUGUUCCAACGGGAGGAUAUUCGCACGGUGGAGGAACUACUAUUGUCAGGACCCAGAGAGGCAAUAAUGGUUCUUGUUGCGCUGGUCAUUUGCCGAACUUCAAUGAUACGGCGGGCAAGACCACGGGUCUUAUCAUGCUAUCCGGUGGGGUCAUUACCAUCAUCGUAAUAACAAUAUCUUUGAUCGUGAGGACUUACUACGAUAUCGGGGGACUCGGCGCGAGCAUCGGAGCUGCCAUCUUUCUAUACAUACCAACCGGUAUUCUUGGCGUCUGCUCUCACGGGAAGUCGUCGUGUGUGGUGACAGCAUUUCUGGUCAUGUGCAUCUUGACAGCGCUUGAGGCCUUUGCGAUGACUGCUUACGAAGCCGUUGCAGCAGGCCUUCUCUCGUAUGAUUACAUCUGCGAAUGGGUCUUCUGUUACUGGCAACAAAACUCGGUGGUCGUUGCCAUGCAUGUUAUCGCCUGCAUCAUCGCUUUCGUCAUCUUCAUCGUUGCCAUCGUCGGAUCCGGGUAUUCAUGCGCGGGAAUGAAUGGUGCCGUGGGCGACGUCCCGGCGACCAUGGUUGUGACCCACCAGCCUGUGCAGCCAACAGUACAGGCGACAACUACUACACACACCAGCUCUACAUAUGGAGGAAGUCACACAGCAACGAGCACUACAUACUACUAGCCCAAACAAUCAACAUCGUGCGCGAAACGGAAAA